AUGCGGCUGAACUUGCGCCGGGUCCAGCCCGGAGCCCUGUUCGGCUCCUUUAUGGGCAUCCUCGACAUCAAGCUCGGCUGCGAGAUUGUUCUCCUAUUCGGUCUCAUCAACAAGGUCGCAGGUGUCUACGGCCUCAUCACUGUCCUUGUCGGCGGAACCUUUGUGCAGUUCCUGUUCUACGCGUACUCUGUCGUCACCUUGUUUGCGUUCCUCUGGGCCCUCGGUGUCAUCAAGAGUGAAACCGCACACAAGACACUCCUUGUCGCGCACCUGUACACGGCCGACCACGUCAUCCAGAGUGUGUUCCACUACCUGUUCUACUACCACUACUGGUUUGUGGAGGCACACGACGGCAAGCGUAUCCUCAACUCGCAGGCUCAAAAGGACAUUGUGGAGCUCGCAGCGUCCCGCGGCGAGAUCACACCUCUGAGCGGCACCGAGGGCCAAAAGGUCGACGAGAUCCAGGCUCAGCUCGCCCAGCAGAUCUGGAGUGACGAGAAGGGCUAUGCCCUGGGUCUCAUCAUCUUUGGAUUCCUCUUGAAGGUCUACUUCAUGACCAUCCUCUACUCGUAUGCGGCCCACCUCCGCUCGUCGACGUACCACACUCUGUCGUAUACCACCCACGCCAACGGCUCCUCGACCGGUGGUGUGCGCAACACGACCGUUGUCUCGUCGGCAGACGACGACGACCGCGAGCUCGCCAAUGCCGAGGCAGAGGUCGCCCGUCUUACCGACGAGGCCAACGGCAGCGCCAGCGGUAACGGCAGUGGCCACGGCAAGGCCAAGGCCAGGGAAGGACGGAAGAGUGAUGAUGACGACUUCAACUGGGAAUAA
Apiotrichum porosum is the source of this 834-nucleotide messenger RNA. RefSeq lists its product as uncharacterized. Gene Ontology annotation, molecular function: inositol phosphoceramide synthase regulator activity. The coding region runs from base 1 to 834 and encodes 277 amino acids. Gene Ontology annotation, cellular component: inositol phosphoceramide synthase complex; Golgi membrane. Lineage: Eukaryota; Fungi; Basidiomycota; Tremellomycetes; Trichosporonales; Trichosporonaceae. The transcript has 5 exons. Gene Ontology annotation, biological process: inositol phosphoceramide metabolic process. The record is from RefSeq and is a predicted model, not a curated record.